AUGAUCCCGACAUCCGCAGCAGCCGUUCAAAACAGAGCCCAGCGCCCGCCCCCGGCACCGCCGCCCCGGCUGCGCUCCCCGCCUCUCCUCCCGUGCCGCCCGCCUUUCUUCCCAGCCUUUUCCUACAGCCCCCAAGCAGUUCUCCAAGUUGAGAUGAGUUUUCUCUCCCCUCGGCGAGCCCCGGCUGAUGUUAAAGAUUAUGCAACGCUAACAGAUGUGGGGUUUAUGAUUCUAGCUGCCCGUCCUCGGGAGGAGCCCGCGUUAGCAUGGGAUGCUGCCGGGGUGGCCGCAGCCCUGGCAGAACACCCGGGAAUGGUCCCCAGGGCAUCGCCACCCUCCCGAGGAGGGGCUGCUCCGGGCAGCCAGGCAACUGCUCUUGGCUUCCCUUGUGGGCGAACUCAGAUUAAAUUUGUGUUCCCCGGUCAAGAAAUCAUUGAAAGCAGCCAUCAGGAGAGAAGUUUAAGCACAGAGUUGAGGACUCCUGGUGCUCCUGUGGACAGUGUGGAGCUGGGGACGAUGGUGGCCAUGAGCAGGGAAUGGACAUCAAUGCCUGCCAGGCACAGGGUGGUGCCAGCAGCAAGCAGGGUCACAGGGCACGCUGACCCCCCUGCCAGGGAUGGGGAUGUCACCCCACUGGGAGCAGAACCCCUGGAGAACCCAUCUGCCAGGAUAGWGACCCACCUGCUCACCCACAGCCAUCCUCCUGACCCUGGAAGCCAUCACCAUGCUGCAGGCAGCCAGGGGAGAGGCAGGAGGGCUCUGGCUUCUCCCAACACCCCUACAACUGCUGAGGGGACACCCCYAGAGCUGGAAGCUGACUGGGCUGAAGGGACACAGGUCUGGAAUGCUUCGGGGUUUAACAAYACCAUGAGGACAGUGCUGCCACCUUCAUCUUCAGAAUCUCAUCAUCCAGACACUGACAGUCCCUCUCAACCAGCGAGCAGCUGGAGGGGCACAGAGCUGGGCAGCAGCCCCACCAUGGACACUGCAGCCACCUCACCCAGCACUGCCCUCCCGGGCUCCCUGGGACAGCCCCAGGCUGGUGCAGACCACAUCGUGCUACACCCCGAGGGUGUCACAGGGAGCUCCACCCGCCCUGUGAGGACAGCGUCAUCUCCCACAGACGGCUCUUUCAGAGCCGUUGGAAGCAGCUACCAGCCGUCCAGCAGCUCAGCCACGGAGAGGAAAGGCUCAGAUUUCCCCUCCACCAGUGGCUCCAUCUCCACAAGAGCCACCAAGGGUGGAGGGAGGACAUUCAGAUCUCUGCCAGCCAGCACCAGGSUGGUCAGCAUGGAAGAGAUUUCCACCUCUGGUGCUGAAAUCACCAGCUCUGCAGCCCAAAGCCRGACCCCKGGGAUGUCUGUGGGUGCCCAGGGKGGUGGWGGCAGAGGUGUCACMGACCCAUUGCGCACAGGAUCACCAUCUGCUUCAGAAAGUGCUUCCACAACCUUUAGCAGCAAUUAUGAACCCCCCAAGAGCAUCCCAGCUGCAGAAGAGGUGGCACUGCUCUUGGACUCGCAGGGUGAUGACAUGUCCAGUGUGGCAGUGGGGACACAGAUGUCACCAGCAAAUGGCCACWCAGCUGGGGUGACGAGGGACUCUGCCACCAUCACCAACCCCACAAGCUCCCUGGGGAGGAGCAGUUUCUCCUUGGGGACUGGGACACAUCAUCCCAAUGGCUCAGAGGAAGCCACCGAUCUCCCAGGCCCUCCUGGGGGUCCUUUGCUCACCAGCUCCCUGUCUGCCUCUGAAGGUCCUUUCCGAGGUGUCAGAAGCAGCCACCGAGCAGUUGAGGAAUCCUCCCUCGCUGCCUUUGCCACCAGUGCUCCCGUGCCAGCCACGUCCAGCAGUGACACUGACAGGACCUUGGGCACAGCCAGAUCCUUGUCCACAUCUGUCAGAGAGACCUACAGAGCUCAGGAGUCCACAGGAGUGACAGAUUUCACCGAGCAGGUGGCAGACUCUACCCUAACACACUCUCAUUCUCCUUGGGAAGAUCCUUCGCCAGCUACUGGAAGCAGCCAUGUGUCAUUCAGCAUCCUGUCAACAGAGAGAAAAAAACAUUUCCCCGCCAGCAGCACCUCUGUUUCUACAACAGGCACCAAGGGUGGAGGGAGGACGUUAAGGUCUCUGCCAGGCAGCACCAUGCUGGCCCAAACUACAGAGAUUUCCACCACCCAAAACAUCAGCUCUCCAGGCCAUUYCCAGUCUUCUUUGGGAGCCCAGGGUGGUGGUGGCAGAGGUGCCACCGUGUCAUCUGUGAACCCACUGCUCGCAGGCUCAGCAUCUGCUUCCCCAGCAGAAAGAACCUCUGCAAUGGGAGAACGCCUGCCUCUCACCAGUACACACAGUUUGGUGACAGCUGCCACCAGGGAGGAGAGCAGCACAGUGCUGGACACCCAUGGAGCUUCCAGUGCCACAGGGAGCUCUGCUCCUGCUCCACCCCACACUGGCACCCUGAGCACGGUCCCUGUGCUGUCCUCAGCAGCAGCAGAGCCUGGGAAGCAUAGUCAUGUUUCACAGAGCGGUGCUGGCCUCAGUGAGCGUCCUACAAAGCUGCUGCCUGCGUUUUCUCCCAGCGUUUCAGUGCCUUCGCCAUCAGCCACUCUCUUCAUCCACAAGGAGGGCACAUCUCGAGCCCCAGGCAGCCRCAGCAUGUGGAGCACAGAAGGAGGAAGCCUCACAUCUCACCCAGGCACGGCUGGGGACACCAGCACUGACCCUGUCCCAUCCUCCACAGCGUGGCCUGGAGUGACACACGUGUCAUCCAGCCGAGCAGGGUCCCCAGAGCCCAAGGUCACCCUUUCAUCCAGGGUCUUCACCUCCUUCUCAGCUGCUGGCGAACCUUCCACCAUAGGCAGCAGCCAUCACUCCCUGAGCAGCUCAGGUGCUGAGGAGAGGAUGUCCAGCCCCAUCACCRAUCCCAUGUACAGCUCAUCCACGUCUGCUGGAGGUGAGGAGAGGAUGCUGCCCUCGGUGACAGAUGGCACAGAGAGCUCUUUGUCCCGUGCUGAAGCRGAGCAGGGCAGGACAGCCAACACCUACACCGGCAGUGGCAGCAGGGGCCCUGUGACCGAGACGGUCUAUGUGCGUUCUGCCAAGAUUCCCACUUAUUCUUCUCUCCAGACUGAUCUCACAAACUUUUCAGGUAGCCAUCUGCCAGUCAGUAGCAUCGAUGCUGAGAAAAGGACCUCAGUCUCUCACACGGAUGGCACAUACAUUUCAACCACMUAUACCAGAGGAGGAGAAAGGACCCUCCUGUCUAUCUCCAACAGCAGCACCUCUGCUGACUCCUCAGAAAGUUCCACCUUYUUUUCUGAAAUUUCCAGCCCUUUUGAUGCAUCAAAGUCAUCUGUGGCUCAUGACAGGCAGGCCAAUGCAUCAAACAGCAGCAGUUUUGUUGAACCAUCCACGGAGCCGCUGCUGGUGCACCCUUCCAAGCUGUCGACUUCUGCUUCCUCAGGCAACAUAGAAAAUACAACUCUCUUCAACACUGACUCUGAGCUAUUGACCACUGACAGAUCUCCUCUAUCUUCAUCAGCAUUUCCAGCCUCUUCCUCACUGUCAUCACUGCAGCACUCGCUGUCAUCAGCACCGCCGCCAACGCUUGUGUUUACGCUGUCAGAGUCACCCGAGCCGGGCUCGUCCUCUGUGAUGGCAUCUUCACCCCCUCUGCAGGCUUUGCCAUCCUCCUUGCCCACUUCCUCCUUGCCCUCCCCAUCUCACUUACCAACAUCCUUAUUACCUGUGUCUUCAUCGCCUUCGUCCAUCUCGCAGUCCAGUGACAGUGGUCAAGCGAGCACCACUGUGGCCACAGGGGUGGUCAGGAGGGAGCCCUCCACCACUGCCACAGCUGGCAGCUCGCCCGGAGAGACCAGCAAGCACAAUGUCACACACCAGCCCCAGAACGGUGCCACCAUCACCCCCACAGGGUCACCGCUCCCUACGGCACCCAUGGAGCUGCUUGGUGGCCGUGUCGUGUCCGUGUCYGCUCCCGUGACAGUGACAGAGACUGCGUCACCUGGAGAUGCCACCACCCGUGGGGACAGCUUUGGGAAGGCAACACCACUGCUCACCACGGCCAGCGUUGCUCCACAGGCUGCUCCAACAGAUGCWCCCCUGAGUCCCCCACCCAGUACAACAAAUCACAGCAGCUUUGUCCCUGCAGUGGCAGUGACCACGGUGARCCCUCCCGUGCUGACCACACCGACCGCUCGCCAGCCCACCCYGGGUGAGACCAGCACCGUCAAAGACCACAGGGCUCACACCCCCACUGCCACCAAGCACAGCUAUACCACUGGUAAAAGCACAGAAGCCAUGAAUCCCACCACUGCAAAGCCUGGUAAAGUCACUGAGGAGAACAUCCCKGUCACAAGUCCUUCUAAAGCCACUCCGACCACCAAGACCACUGUGAGCACUGCGACUACUACRGCUGCUACCAAACCAGCCAAACCAACCAAACCAACCACUGUUCCUCCAUCGAGCACCACAGCUGGGCUGAGGACAUCACCUCCAGCCACAGAUGUGGAUAAAUGUCUUUCCAACCCUUGUCCUGCACUGGCCACCUGCAACAACACCCAUGGCUCCUAUAUCUGUCAGUGUCCUCUUGGAUACGAGCUGGAAAAAGGAAAGUGCAAUUUAGUGAGAAUAUUUAUUGGCCAGGUACCCCUGAAAUUAAAUAUCACCCACGGGAAGUACACAGAGCUCUUCCACAUUGAGAGGGAGAUCCUGGAGAUGCUCAAUGCAUCGCUGUCAGCCUUGCCAGGGUACCACCACUCCACAGUCAAGGCAAGCAGGGAGGCAAAUUUUGUGCAUGUUUCAGUGCAAUCCACGUUCUCUUUAGCAUCCAACGUGACCUUAUACGAUGUUAUCAGCAGCGUGAAAAGCUACAUUCGAGCUUGCAAAUCCCCCACUGAAGCCUGCCAGUUCAUCUCCAGCCUGAARCCACUCCACAGAGUGGGCAGCUUGUGCAGACUGAAAGACCCUGAAUGCGACAAGGAAACUUCRGAAUGCACCGACUUUGACGGAGUAGCUCUCUGCCAGUGCAAAAGUGGGUACUUCAAAUACAACAAGAUGGACCACUCCUGCAGAGCCUGUGAAGAUGGAUAUAAACUGGAAAACGAGACUUGUGUGAGCUGCCCCUUUGGCUUGGGUGGAUUCAACUGUGGAAACCCGUAUCAGCUCAUCACGGUGGUGAUUGCUGCUGCAGGAGGGGGACUGCUGCUGAUCAUGGGCAUUGCACUGAUUGUCACCUGCUUCCGGAAGAAUAAAAAUGACAUAAGUAAACUGAUUUUCAAGAGUGGRGAUUUCCAGAUGUCACCUUAUGCUGAAUAUCCGAAGAAUCCCCGAGCACAGGARUGGGGCAGAGAGACCAUCGAGAUGCAGGAGAACGGAAGCACCAAGAACCUGUUGCAGAUGACAGAUGUCUAUUAUUCGCCAACUGGACUGAGAAAUCCUGAACUGGAAAGAAAUGGACUUUAUCCUCCCUACACUGGUUUGCCUGGAUCUCGACAUUCAUGCAUCUACCCUGGACAAUACAAUCCRUCCUUCAUCAGUGACGAAACCAGAAGAAGAGACUAUUUUUAGCAGAGUGGAGAGGGAGUGGAAGAUUGACACAGUUGUGUGGCCCUUAAUCCCCAGGUACAGUUGUCUCCUGGGUAGUUCAGGCCACAUCAGUCUUACUCUUCCCAUUUAAUAGGAAGGACUUUGAACUUCAUGCUGAGCAUUGCUGCCCUGAGGGACAGUCACAGUUGCUGAGCAUCAGAGAGGAGGAGGAGGAGGAAGAGGAGGGAAUGGCUCAAGAAGCACACCACUAACAGACCCAGAGGGAAGCCAACACACGURCUCCGUUUUCAUUUUUCACUCUUGGCGCUACGUGGCAAGCAUGGAUCAGUACAGGCAGAUGAACUGUGCCCAGCACUCUGUGUUGAAUACCACUGGGGAGUGUCUUGUUUACAGAUCUCGCUCACUGUUGACUGUACUUGUCUUCCCAGCCAGCCUUCAUGCAAAGAUUCACUGUGCAACUGCUUUUGGUAGGGCGAGUUUGUCCACUCCCUUUUCCACCGCUGCAUUGCUGUCUGCUUCGUGCACAACAGGGAAGCUGACUUGUCUUCUGGCCCUCACUCCUUACUGUAAAAGUUCUCCASAUGUCUGGGUCCUUGCUGAAGCCCAGUGUCUGGCAAUAUUGGCUGAAUUAAUGCGUUGAUUGUCUCCAAGAAGUGGGGGAAGGUUGGUCACACCACUGCAAUUUUAACUGAAAGGAGGCACAGUUGUUCCUAUGUGCUGCUUUGAAAACCUUCUCUGUAUAGGGAAUGUUGUUGUUUUGUCAGCCAGUGUUGUCCAGAAGCGAUGCCACUACACACCAUCAUGGUGCUUCCAUAUGGGAUCCUUUGGGGCUCUGUUUCCCUGCAAGGAUUUAAAUGCCUGUGGAAACAGCAAUACAAGAUUAAAUAAUUACUCACAGGAAAGAAAAAGAUGAUCUGUGAAUUCAGAUGGUCUUUUUGAGGAAUCUGUGAAGGAGCAAUAAUGCURUAGCCUUGGUAGACAGAGGAACUUGAAUUCUGGGCCCUGAAGGUGGGACAUUGUGUAUUCAAGCCUCCACAGUCCAGCUUGAGUUCUGUAGGAGCUGUGGAGGCUUUCACUGCACUGGAAAAUAGGGCUUACUGCAGUCAUUUGCAUUUAAGGGAGAGUAAAACAUGAUGCUUGCAAUCCUAGCAUAGCAAAGAAGUUGAAGUGUUUUUCUUUCUUCCAUUGUAGUUUCGAGUGCUUCAGACCGGGGAAGUUCCCUCACCCAGGUGUGUUCAUACAUAUUAGCAGAAGCUGAAGAAAGUAAGUUAGCAUAUUUCACACCAAAGAUCAGACUGAAACUUGUGGACUGUAUUCUGACCGAAACAGGGUGUUGAAAGAGAUCUUACUGAUCACAGAACCUUAGAAUGGGUUGGGUUGGAAGACAUCUUACAGAUCAUCGUGUUACAACCCUGCUGCCAAGAGCAGGGGCAYCUUCCACUAGACCAGGCUGCUCAAAGUCCCAUCCAACCUGGCUUUGAGCACUUGCAGGGGUUGGGUAACUUCUCUGGGCAACCUGUGCCAGUGCCUCCCCACUCUCAUGAUGAGGAAUUUCUUCCGUAUUACUAAUCUAAAUCAUUGCUCUUUGUCCUAUCCCUACAUGCCCUUGUGAAAAAAGCCUCUCCAGCUUUCCUAUAGGCCUCCUUUUGUUACUGGAAAGUGCUCUAAGGUCUCCCUGGAGCUUACUCUUCUCCAGGCUGAGCAGCCCCAGCCUUCUCGGASUGUCUUCAUAGGAGAGCUGCUCCAGCCUCUGACCAUCCUUGUGGUCAAGCUCCUCUGGGCUUGUUCUUUCUGGUAUUUGGCCCCCUCAGAGCUGAACACAUCACUGCAGGUGGGGUCUCAGGAGAGCAGAGUGGAGGGAGAUAAUCCCCUCCCCACACUGGUUGUGGUGCAGCCCAAGUCACAAUUGGCUUUCUGGGCUGUGAGAGCACAUUGCUGGGUCAUGUUGAGCCUCUCAUCAACYCACASCCCAAGUCCUUCUCCUCAGGGCUACUUUCUAUUCYCCAACAGCCUGUAUUUGUGCUUGGGAUUGCCCCGACUCGCAGGAAACAUAACGAAAUAUGAUGAAGUAUAUUUACCACUUAUCUUUACAGCAGUGCUAAUCUGAGUCAUCCAAACCCUGUUUAGAUCCAAGGUCCAGAUGCAGUUUCUCCUCUUGAAUGUGAGUGUGCUUUUAAUUCAAGGUGGCUUUUAAUUCAAGUUUAGCCACUAACCACCCUAUCUGCAGUGUGUACAUAAGCUGAUAUUCCCUUCUCCCAGCAUGCUUUAAAAGACACAGUGCCUACAAGUUCACUAGGUUGCUCAGCUCACUGAAGCACUGAGGAUCACAGGGUGCAUCCCCCAGUGUCUGACCCCAAGUAAGGGCAGCAGUUCAGGUGCUGCAGUCCAUGAGUGAUGUUCUUCUGCCUUUUGUUAGCAGCUGAUCUUUUAGUUGCACAGGAUUCAUUGGCUGAUGGGAACUAAGGACUUUGUUGUGCUGUAGGAUCCUUCAAAACAGGAGAUUGGCAGGGUCAUUUCUGUGUGGGUGAAUUGCCUCUGGUUUCGAGAGUGCCCAGACAGAAAGGACAGCCUUUCCUGUGAUAUGGACUAGAGUUUUGGUUUUGUUACGUAAGAAGAGAGGAAGCUGGAAUUCAUGCUGAAUCUAAAUCCAAAGUCUAUAGACAAGCACUGGACUUUGUCCUUUUUUAAUAAAGCAGCUUAUGAUAAAGGAAGUAUCCCAGCAAUGAUGAGAAUCCUAUGAUUUAACCAUGUGCCAGCGUUUCCUCAGGUAGGGAAGGAUUUAGACACUUGUUUAUAGGCAAAGUUGUUUAAUUGUUUGGUUGGUUCGUAGACUGGGAGAUGAACCUGUUGUGUGUCAGGUACAAAGGACAAAGUAUGACAAAUCAACUUACAGUUGCAGAUCAGUCCUUCUGUACAAAGAGUGUAUGAACAAAACUUCUGGUCUGUAUUUCACAGCACAUUACUGUGAAAUGCAAGGGAUUUGAGUGAAAUUGGGAUAGGACUAUUUCUAUUUGAAAUGCACAAAAGUUUGCAAGUAAUUGAUUUUAAUAUCUUAAUGGCCUUCAAAUACUUUUUAAAUUGCAUCUGGGAAGAAAGUGUUUCAAUAAAUCCAUCAGCAUUUUUUGAGUGAGGACUGCAAAUCUUGGACUUCUCUGAUUAGAGAAUGUUAUUGCACUGAAGUUUUCACUCUGCCAUAGGAGGUAAACAUUGGGAUAUUUCUUAAGAGGAUUUAUCCAUUGCAGGCUGACCUUCUACUUAGCUUGGGUAAGAAAGGAGUCACAGAGCCAAUGUCUAGCCCACAGGAUGAGGAGGAAAAUGGUCUCUCCUCACCUGCCACACCUUCUCUGGGUAUCUUAGGCGGUCCUGCUCAGCAGGCAAGGAGGAGUCAGCACCCGGAUGAGUGCAGGUGCUUUCCCCUGCGGUGAUCCAGGAAGCUUUUGUGAAGGUGUCAGAGGCAGCCUGGAGUGAUUCAGCCCCUGGGUUUCCACCAGCCCAGCUGCAAUCUGUGCUGCAGUGCUCCUGUCUUCAGCCAGGCACCACCCUGGCUGCUGGGACAGAAGGGGUGGGUGCCACGCACUGUGUUGUCACAGUUUAUGAUGGUUAUUUUACUGCAAGUGUUUGCUGCCUCACCCCAGCAGUAYGGGCUCGCCCAGCCACAGCAGGGAUGUGGCCUGCCUGUUUCAGUGCAGAUUGUCUCUGGGUAAAACUGCCAACAGGAUCUUCUCUGUGUCUGCCAUAAACAAAGCACCCUCUGGUAGUGGCCUGGGGCUUGUUGUUCCUCUUGGGUAUAAGAAGGGUCUCUAUGUGCCCUCAAAACCGCUUGUAAAAUUAGAUGCUUCUCUGUUCACCACGUAACUCCCUGCAGGAUGUCUAACUAAAUGCAGCUUAGUUCUCAGAGUAUUUAGAUUACUUCUAGCUACUCUGAAUUACAAAUUUUGAGCACACUGGAUGUUUUUGCUAAGCAGGAAUCASUCUCCACUAUCCAAGAGGAUAAGAGGGAAGUGGCAUGUUUUUGAUAUGGAGGAUGCAAGUGGUUCAGCCAGAUGUGGGGAAAGGAAGAUAAACUACACCAACACUACUCAUAAAUCUGCUAUUGCUCUUGCUGCUGUGGAAAGUGAGGGAAACAGUCAGCAAGAAUCUAUGGGCAGUUGUGUGGGUUUAUUUUAAAAUAAAUUUGGGGAAAAAUUGCUAAUUCUGUUGCUUGACAGAAAARGUUGUGAGAGGCUUGUGUUUGCUGCUGUGGUGCUCUGCCAGUUGUGCUGACAAAACCACAAAACCCCCUUACCCAUGACAAGUCAGCAUAGUAGAUGCAGUUCCUGUGAACAGAUCAGCAAAACACAGAUUUGAGGGAUCUUUCAAAAGGCUGUUCAAACCUACAGUCUUCCUGUGUCCUGCUGCUUGCCCUGGGCAGUUCUUCCAGCUGCACUGGGUUUUUUUUUUCAUACUGUUGAAAUCUCACAKCACUGAAUUGGAUUUUAAGUAGAAAUAGCAGGCUAUGUUGAUGCCCUUUUCCCCCACAUUGCAAGCAUUAGGUUUUAUAGCAUCAAUGAAUCUCAUUGCUAUUGUUGCAUUUCCCAUCAGCUCCACUGGCACAGUUAUGUACUGAAUUACUGCUCGUGAACAGCCUUGUGAAAGUUAUCUGCCUCCACACUGAAGGGUGGUAAAAGGCUUUAAAAAUGGCAGUAAAUUGCAGGUAGAGAGAGGUGCUGUGAAAUUGUUUGUGCCAAUACUUGUACAKGUUGCUUGCUGGRACCUGAGUG
Malurus melanocephalus (red-backed fairy wren) is the source of this 10325-nucleotide messenger RNA. RefSeq names its product heart development protein with EGF like domains 1 (gene HEG1). The record is from RefSeq and is a predicted model, not a curated record. The transcript has 21 exons. Lineage: Eukaryota; Metazoa; Chordata; Aves; Passeriformes; Maluridae. Gene Ontology annotation, biological process: heart development. The coding region runs from base 1 to 5586 and encodes 1861 amino acids. Gene Ontology annotation, molecular function: calcium ion binding.